Molecule: messenger RNA, 1634 nt
Organism: Juglans microcarpa x Juglans regia
Lineage: Eukaryota; Viridiplantae; Streptophyta; Magnoliopsida; Fagales; Juglandaceae
Exons: 1
Coding region: 209-1459 (416 amino acids)
Source: RefSeq, a predicted model, not a curated record
GAUCUCCGUAUAUAAGCACGAGGCCACUGCACGCUCUCACAAUCUUGACUAAGGCAGGCAGUCCUUUCUUCCAAACCCUAGCACAGCGCCCAACAAACCACCCCCACCCUCUCCCUCUCUCGCCCUAGGUCUUGCUGCAUUUCCGGCUAUGUGAUGCUGACACGAAUUUUUGUUUUCCGUUCUAGAGUACAGUAGUACGUUGUCGGUAAUGGCUUCCGCAUGCGUCAACAACAUCGGGAUGUCGCCUGAUAACAUUUUCGACUGCCCUCCGGCGACAUUCCCUCCGUACGGUUGGCUCAGUCCUCGCAUCUCUUUCAGCCGCGAAGAAGACUCAUCGAAACUUGCCGGAGUCAAAGCUCCCUCCGCGGCUGCCAUGAAACCUUCCAAGAAGCCAGAUCCAGAAGCUUCAUCUACCGAUUUUGAGUUCAGCCUCGAAGAUCCUGUCGCUAUGCACCCUGCAGACGAGCUGUUCUCCGAAGGAAAGCUCGUGCCUCUCCAGCUCUCAGCGGUAAAGCCCUCGGUCAUAGAGCCCACAACCUCGUCGGAGAUAAUGUCGCCGGAGUCCACCAACUCCCGGGGGAGAGCCGAGGUUUCCGGUACGGACUCCUACCUGUUUUCUCCAAAAGCCCCAAGGUGUUCGAGUAGGUGGAAGGAGCUUCUAGGGCUGAAGAGGUUUUACCAGAACGCUAACAACAAACCUGAAACCCACAAGGCGACUUGGAGCGCUAACCAUAGGUCUCUAAAGCAUUUUCUCCACAGAAGCUGUUCAAGAUGCUCGUCGUCUUCCUCUGACGCGUUGAUGAGCCUCCCGUUGUUGAAUGACCAGGACUGUGAGUCGGUUUCCAUAUCCUCGCGCCUCUCUCUUUCCUCAUCAUCCUCUGGACCCGAACACGAAGAUGUCCCUAGGCUUUCCCUGGACUCUGACAAACCAAACUCGAACCCGAUUUCUCUUCACCGGAAUCCCAACAACCCACCAAGGAUGAGAAUGGUGAAACCGAGGGCAAUAUCGUCGGAUAAUAAUACAAAUCCGAUGAGGAUGGGACGAAGCCCGAUGAGGGGAACGGGGGAGCAAUCAGGUGGGGCGGGGAGUAGAGGGGUAUCCUUGGAUAGCCCGAGAAUGAACUCAUCAGGGAAGAUAGUGUUUCAGAGCUUGGAGAGGAGUUCGAGCAGUCCGAGUAGCUUCAUUGGAGGGCCAAGGACGUUGAAGCAUAAGCAGAGGGGAAUGGAGCGCUCAUACUCGGCGAACGUGAGAGUCACUCCGGUUCUCAAUGUUCCGGUUUGUUCGCUUCGUGGGUCCUCCAAGUCGGUCGCCGUGUUUGGGUUAGGCCAACUGUUCUCGUCGCAGCAGAAGAGAGAAGGUAACGGGGCAAUAGAGGCUCGCAUAGUAACUGCAGGAACCGCACUGAUCGAACCUGAGGGGAGCGGAGGAACCAUUGGGUCAUUGCUAAUAUUUGAAUAAAGCAAAUAUUGAUCACGUGGGAGUUGGAUUGGUUGGUUUCUAGGUAGCCAGCUUACUUAAUUCGGGCUUUCUUUCUUUCUUUAACUGAUUUUAGGAUUUUAGGCCGUGUAUGUGUCGUGUAAAUAUGCGCCAGGAAGGAUUGGGGAUCUUGAAGCUGGCUUUUCUUUGCUGAUAA